This is a messenger RNA of Manduca sexta (tobacco hornworm), 7458 nucleotides long. RefSeq lists its product as uncharacterized. The record is from RefSeq and is a predicted model, not a curated record. Bases 1 to 2301 code for a protein of 766 amino acids. Gene Ontology annotation, molecular function: olfactory receptor activity; odorant binding. NCBI's taxonomy places the organism in Eukaryota, Metazoa, Arthropoda, Insecta, Lepidoptera, Sphingidae. Gene Ontology annotation, cellular component: plasma membrane. The transcript has 10 exons. Gene Ontology annotation, biological process: detection of chemical stimulus involved in sensory perception of smell; sensory perception of smell.
AUGUUGUCGUUUUUGAAAAACUUAGAAGACUCUGAGCGACCCCUUUUGGGUCCUAACUAUUGGAUUCUCAAAAAAAUGGGUUUACUGCUACCUAAAAAUAAGAUUAGCAAAAUCUUUUACAUACUAGUUCACGAAAUCGUCACUCUCUUUGUCGUUUCCCAGUAUAUGGAGCUGUACGUGAUAAGAUCAGAUCUGGAUCUUGUAUUAACCAACCUAAAGAUAUCAAUGUUGAGCGUCGUGUGUGUUGUGAAAGUGAACACAUUCGUUUUCUGGCAAAGCGACUGGAAACAAGUCCUCGAAUACGUUACAAAAGCCGAUAUGUUUGAGAGACAGAACCAAGAUGUUCCUAAAUCUAACAUAAUUAAUUCGUAUACAAAAUAUUGCCGUCGAUUGACACACUUUUACUGGGGUUUAGUCUUUACAACUUUUUUAACUACGACCAAUACACCCUUUAUGCGCUAUUUAUCGUCGUCAAAUUUUAGGAACAAUUUUGCUAAUGGAACUGAAAUGUUUCCUCAUAUCUUUAGUUCUUGGAUGCCGUUUAAUAAGAACCAUUCUCCUGGAUGCUGGAUCACCAUUCUUUGGCAUGUACUUUUGUGUGCUUAUGGAGCUGCUAUUAUGGCUGCCUAUGAUACAUGUGUCGUGGUCAUCAUGGUUUUUUUUGGAGGAAAACUUUAUUUGUUACGAGAGAGGUGCAGUAAUAUGUUUAAAAAUAGCGAUGAAAAUGCAUCAGAAGCUACCGUCAAACAAUUGCACGGAAUACACAUUCAGCUUAUAAAAUAUUCAAGAUUAUUUAAUUCCCUGCUAUCGCCGGUGAUGUUUUUCUACAUGGUGAUGUGCUCGCUGAUGCUUUGCGCUAGUGCUUACCAACUUACCUCUGCAACAAACGCUGCGCAGAAGCUGUUGAUGGCGGAAUAUCUUGUGUUUGGUGUUGCUCAGUUAUUUCUAUUUUGCUGGCACAGUAACGAUGUUUUAAUUAAAAACGAAAAUGUUACACUGGGCCCUUAUGAAAGUAACUGGUGGUCGGCAAGUCUUCGGCAAAAGAAGAACGUGCUAAUACUGUCGGUGUUUUUUCUUGUAGUAUUGAGUGAUAGCAGUGUUGAUAUGGAAAACCAGAAUCCUCAAGAAAGAAGUUUGCCGGUGCAGUAUGUUCGCGGCUCGAGAGCAUUCCGACAAUUUAAGAAUCCGCCCCAACCUCAUAUGUGUAUACAGGACACAGUGAAAGAUACAUCCGAAAAACUGUAUAUAAACGUGCUGGGAUGGCAGAAGAUAGCGAAUCCAAAGCAGUAUUCCGACCCCAUUCCUUUGUACGGUGGAAUGCAGGUCCCGCAGAACUGUGGUCUGAAUAGCAACAAGCCACCAAUGCUUGUGUUUGCUGUUAUGGUCAAUCCAGAUAUAUUGAAAGCCAAUGGGAAAAAUGCUAGUAGUCCCACUGAUAGAGAAGCUUUAGUCAGUCUUCUCUGUGAUUUCGUAGAGGCUAUGAACCCUGGACUGGUGCUGGCACGAAACCCAGUUAUAUUGAAAGAUCGAGAUUUAGCUGGUGAGCUGAAAGAUGUAUGGCUCGCCGUGCAGAACAAACGUGAGAGGGAGAAAGGGAUGAAUCAGGAUGUAAUGUACAAGGUCUAUGAUAUUGAUGGCAUAGGCGGCGAAGAUAUAAAUGAAGAUGAAAAACUAAACAAUAGAAAUUGCAAACCAGACUCUGGAACGAACAGAGCAAAUGAUAAAAAGAACCCAGUGAAAUCAUCAAAACAAAUUCUCAUGAAUGCAGGACAAAAGUCAGAGUUUGAUUCCGGCAUGAAUAACUGUCAGCUUAAUCAGACGACCAGAGAAAACAGGUGUGGGAGCAGCGCGGACACCACGUACUGCACGCCGGUCUACGGGCAGAUAGUGUCCACACGAGAAAAUCACAACCAAAUCAACGACAUACAACAAAAAUUUUCGUCAAAUGAGACCAAACCGUCAAGCUCUUUUAGAAAAGACUGGAAUGCUAUGCACGGGAAGACCACGGAAGGCUGGGACGAGUACUCCAAACGCAACAUAUCUUCAUUGAAAGACGAAAGGAAGAAAUGCGUGAAAGACAAGGCAAGGAUAAGCAACGGUAAAUCUCACUACGACUUUUUUCCAUAUUUCGACAAUAAAUCAUCUGUGAGAGACGCGAACGCAACCGAUGGCGAGACUAAAGUAAUGAAUGACGACAGUUCUAAAAUUAUUGUAGAACCAAUGCAGAAAUUAGUUCUGCACGCGACUGAUAAUAAGAUAUGUGAUAAUAACGCAAGUGCUCUCAACACUAUAAGCUCAUAAUUGUAUAGCAUUUACAAAUUUUUUGUACGACGCGUUUGUUGGACAUUUGCUUACGACGUUCUCGGUAUAUGAAUAGUAAUGUUAGCAAUAUAUGAUAGGAAAUGUUGAAAAUUAACACUAAAUAGCUUAAGGUAAUCAAAAAUACUCAACAGCGUUCUAUAAUACCAUACUUUUAAAAAUAUAAAUUAUUAGAUGUGCAAUACAAAAGAUAACAAUACAUUUUUACAAUAAAUUAUCAGUGUUGGACAUAUUAUCAGAAGAAAUUAACCCUAAACUGUAAAUUGCCUGCCAGCUAAACGAUUGAUAGUUUUACUGCAUUUGUACAUACAGUAAAUAAAUCAGUCCAAUCCGUUGACAAUCAAACAUUAACUACAUUUGCUAACCAAAAGAAUUAUCUGAAGGUCAUAGAAUUAUACAAAUUCAUUCCAAUUCAAUAUAGAGAUUGUUUAUCUCAGUUAACCUUAAUAUUAAUAAAUAUGUUUUGUUAAUUGACUGGGGAUGACUGAAUAAUAUGAAAAACUAACAUUUAUAUAACCAUCAUGUUACAGAUGAUAUAACAUUUUAUUAUUAUAAUAUUUUCAAGUUGUGAUUAUUUACCUAACAUAAAAUAAGUAUUUUUAAAAUAUUGCUAAUCCAGUUGUGGAUUUUUGAUUCGUAGCUUAAUGUUUUAGAUUAAACAUAGUUUCUUAUAAAUUAAAAAUUUUGCUAUUUUACUCAGAGCAGCUACAUUUUGAUAUUUCCUGUUAAUAUUUUUUUUAUUUACUUUUAUGACAUUUAUAUGUUGCAAUAUUAUAUUAAUUACAUCAGAUUUAUAAAUACGUUGAGUUCAGACACAUGUCUAUAUCAUAAUAAAUCCAAUAACAAAGAAUAUUUUGACCCAAUAACGAUUAUCAAAAUAAAUAAAUAUAAUAUAGGAACUAAAAUCAGCAUUAAUAACAUAUAUUUUGAAAUACCUAAGUAUAUCAACGCUCACAACGUAUACUAUACAGUAAAGAUAUGUGUGAAUAGGCAACCGUGCCUCAAACAGCGCGUAAUACGCUCCGGUACUGCAACUGUUGCUGCAACAGCUCGCGCGCUUUACGUACAAGUAGUUCGUUAAUUAAGUCGCGGGACGGUUGCGAUGUGCGCGCGGUAAUACGUAUAAGUAUAACAAAAGUAUUUCGGUAUUACAAACAUAUCGUGCGCACUUCACGCCUAUCUCGUGGACCUUGUUUGAGUUGCGCAAUACAGUAUCAGUUACAGCAACGGCGCGUUCGGCUAACGUGCGCCAAUUUAAACACAUCCAAAAAAAAUGGCCCAAAUUGUUUUUUCUUUAUCGUAUCCGACAGUAAAUUAGACUAAUAUUAAUGAUAAAGACACCACUGUGUGUUAAUUAAAAAAUGACAUUAGUAUACAAAUUACCAGAUUAUGUAUUGAGUGAAUAUAGAUAUAAAUGUUUAAUUGUCUAGCCAACAUUUACAUUCAAUCAGAUGCUCCUCAACAACAGUUAAAGGUUUGAUUUCCCUCUCGCCUAAAGAGGAAUCAGGGUAUAUUAAAGAAAUCAUUUUUGAUUUCUGCAAUCUUCUCGGUAACAUUCUCUUGCUACAUACACUGCCUCACGAAAUCAGCAUCCUAAUUUAACUGUUACUUCUAGUCUACCUACUGAAUUAACUGAUCAAGAACAAUACAAUUAGAUCUUAAGUUUUUCAUAAACAUUUAUAUCUAAAUAUCAUAUAACGAUAUGUUUAAUUCUCUUGAUCAUGAGAAUCUGGUAACUAUUGUUGUCUGGUGCGUGAAUGAUUAAAACGAGAUAUGAUGCUAUUAUAGUGUUGCCAAUAUGAUAUUGUGAAAUACGUGACAUUUUUGCUAUAACGUUUUCAUUGUUGUCAAAUUAAUGUAAAUUUUUAUCCUGAGCUUGUUGAAUUAGGUUAACGCGUGUAUGGCAAAUAUUUGAUGAUAUAAUGUGUGAUUGGAUCCAAUGUUGAUUGCCGUUGUUGGGUAUUUGACUAUUACUGGUUAUACGACAUCUGUGUGUUUGGUUAUUUAUGUCAGAAAAUAUUUCAGAUAUAUAAAUGAAUCUUUUCUAGUCGAAUUUUGGGUAUGGCGCAAGACCAUGCAGGUACGCAGGAAAUAUAGUGCACGAGUGUGUGCGCAAUACACAGGUGCACUCUUUUCCAUCACACUCAUAGACCGGUGGAGACGGCUAUCCGACAUGUCCAGAGAGAAAUCAUGCGCAGGACCAACGGUUUUACGCGCUUAUAGAAAUAUACAAUGCUGACAACGAAAUAAAUACAAAUAUUGCUUCUUGUGUGCUUCUUCCUGAGUUAAUAAUGGAAUGUAUCACAUAUCUUGCCUAAAAGUCCCUUUAUUAUGUUAUAACCUAUGGUAUAGAUUAUAUUAUAGAAAACAUUAUUUUUAGGCAGUAAUAGUUGAUGUUACUUAAAAAGGUCCCAAGUCACAAGUAAUUUAUUUUUAAUAAUUGGGAUUUCAUAUCAUACUUAUUUUGUAGUAUUUCUUUUAUUUAAAUUACGUUCAAACUAAAGUGGUAGUCAAAUACCUAAUUGCAUAUUUUAAAAGGUAAUUUUUUAUUCAAAUCUCUUUGCACCGAAAUUUUAUGUGUGAAUUCAGAUGUAUUUGGAAUGUACAAAUAUAUUAUGAAUCUCAUUUUAUCUUGGUAAAUGUUCUAUUGUAAAUUAUUGAAUUAUCGGAUCCAAAAUUAUUGAAUAUAUUGGCCUGUUAUAUGAAUAGACCAAUUAACGCUAGUUGCGAUAGCGUUAUAACUUUAAUUAUAUAAAUAUUAGCGAACAAAGAAAGCAUUUAAAAUGCCAUACUACAGUAAAUUAUGAAUUAAAUAAUUCGAUUCAAUAAAAUUAUUGCUCAUUGUAAUUUAAUUUAAAUUUGACGUGAAAUAUAAAUAUAAUAAUUAAUUUCAAUUGCAGUAACAAUACAUCUUGAAGUUUUUAUUUGAUGUGAUCUCUCGGUCAUAAUGACGCCUGUUCGCGUACCAAACACUGCCAUUGAUGCUUGCGUAGGGCAAAAAGAUAAAAGCUACAUUAUAAACGGAUUGCUAGCAAUACUUAAUAACAAUUAUUUGAAACCAUUGGUAUGAAAACAACAGGAAGCAAUGCAAAAUACUGGUCAAUAUACUUUGUUCAAACCUAUUUACCAUCAUUUUAGAAUCCAGGUUACAAAGAUUCAACAUUAAUUUUGAAUUUAAUUUUAUAGAAACUGAUCCAUUGCGAUAAUCGCAAAUGAAAUGACACAUUGAACAGGAAAUGUCGCUUUUAUCUUAUGCCGAAGUAUAAUUUAGAGAAACCAAGACAUUGUUCCAUCUCCAAGAUAAUAUUAGAAUAACGCUAUGUGUAGAUUUUUAUAAUGGUUGUAUCGUGAUUUGUAAACCCAGUCUUAGUAGGACUAUGUUUGUGUGCAAUCCUGUGGUUCUUUUAUUUUUUUUAAUAGUAUUUAGUAUUUUCGUUUACACUAGUUAUGUCUGACUGUUUUCCACGCGCAGAGAUCUCAGUUACAUAUAUUUUCUGAUUCGUGUCACAUUUUGUCAUGAUGUUGGGUUUACUUGUGUCUUAGGCAGUUGUGCGGUUAUGGAUUUUCAAUUUUGUCAGCAUUGGUGCCAAAAAACAAAUAGUUUAUAUCAUACAGAUGAAUUAUAAAAAAAAAACAAUCUUGUGAAGGAAUAAUUUAGGCCACUUUAAUAUGGAGAUUAUUGAGGUACCUACUUAUACUUAAUAAAUUCUCUUGUUGUCUAUGUAAUAUGUGCAGUGUGUUUUAUCGCGACCGAAUUAAUUACAGUAUAAUAUUUUAUAUUCAAUACACUUAGUAAAAAAAAAUGUGGAGGGAUCAGAGGAGACUUGCACCUCAUUGAAUAUUGGCAUAAACUUUUUUGUUGUAUGAAUUUUUUUAAGGCUCAUCAUACCGCCAACAUAAUAGACACAAGAAAAUCAAUGUACAUUUUAAUUCAAUGUGUAUAUUUUUCGAAGUGCUACAUUUUAAAUUUAAUAUUUUAUAAUUUGAUCAAAAGUAUUCCUUUUAUUAUAAUUCUAAGUAAAUAUAUAGGGUGAUUCUUUUCGAAAGUUAGUUUCAUUUAAUGCUAUUUAAAAUAAAUUUAAUUUUAUAUAAUAUCUAUUGUAUUUUCUUUGUAAAUAAUAUUACUUAAGUUUCUGUCACUUAAAACAAACGUAAGAAUAACCGAUAGUUAUUAUUAUGUUGCUGAUGAUUAUUUGUAAAUAUAAAGUAAACAAAAAAAUACGAAAUUAAAAUGGUGCCUUGGUGUAACGUACUACAUAAAUUACUACUCUUUUUUAACAUUUAUAAUGUGAAUGAAAAUAAUUAAUAUAAAUUCAUUCUAUUAGAAAAGAUGCACAUCAAAGGAAUAAUAUAAAAGAUAAAUCAGCUUUCGGAAAAAUCGCCCUAGAUAUUUUUUUAUAGUGAUUUGCUGUGCACUAGGUACAGAACACCUGUGCCCAAAUAUGUUCCUUUUAUAUAAGAUUUAUUUUAAUAAUUUGUAUAAUAUAAUUGUAUUGCUUAUUGGAGUUUUUAAAACUAUUUUAAUUAUAAUACAUAUUUACGACUUAAAUAUCUUUAUGGCGUGAAAUAGUUAACGAUUACAGUGUGUGUAAUAUAAUAUAAAAACAUUUAGUUAGGUGAAAAUAUAAGAGGGGGCAUGUCAGGAUAAUGCAACAUAUCACUCGUUUGAUCUUAUGUUAAAUUAAAUAAUGCGCAGGCACGUGACUAUACUAUUGACCAUCUUAAUGUAUUAUAGGACACCCUGUAGUAUUUCUCUAAAUGAAAACGGAAGCCGUGUGAACAAAUUAUAAGAACUAAUCAUUAUGAAAUCUGUCAUGCGCUCUCUUAUAAUUAAACCUAUCCGCUCUUAUUGUAAUAGAUCAGUAAUUCCACCUCGUUAUGUUACACAUAUUUGAUCGUUAACUACAUUUGAACUUGUGUUGUUAUAAUGUAAAGCAAAUGUAUGUUUAUAAAAUAUCAGUUCUAUUCAAAAUUAAUUGUUACAAAUCAUCGAAAGUAAUCUCUAGUGUUAAACAUUUUUUUUUUUUAAGUAAAUACAAAUAAAUGUGACCCAGUGUUCGUCGUACCUAAUAUAAUGGAAUUUAAUAACAGAUCUCUUGUUUACAGUAUUGAAAAUUACAUGUCAUUUACAAGACUGGU